Molecule: messenger RNA, 2475 nt
Organism: Penicillium odoratum
Lineage: Eukaryota; Fungi; Ascomycota; Eurotiomycetes; Eurotiales; Aspergillaceae
Exons: 2
Coding region: 1-2475 (824 amino acids)
Biological process (GO): regulation of DNA-templated transcription; DNA-templated transcription
Molecular function (GO): DNA binding; DNA-binding transcription factor activity, RNA polymerase II-specific; zinc ion binding
Source: RefSeq, a predicted model, not a curated record
AUGGAAACCCAGUCCGGGGACCGGCAGUCUUCUGCACCCGCGCUGGACGAUUUGCCAAAUGGCAAGCGACGAUGGCGUCGAAAUCGAGUGGCAUGUGAUUCGUGUCAUACUCGGCGCGUUCGAUGCGAUCGGGCCUUCCCCUGCUCCCGGUGUCUGCGCAGUGAUACCCAUUGCGAGUUUACUCGGGAGCGUAGGAAGCGAGGAAGAAUCGCCCGUUCCAAACAAGCAACGGGGCCCAUCACAUCCACCUCUACAUCAAACUAUACUAGAAGGGAAUCGAACGGAGAUCAGAAAGUCAUGCAGCCAGCCUUGUCUCCGAUGCAGCAGAGCUCUCCAGAAUCCUCCUUUCACCCUAGAUCACCAAUGACGAACGAACCGAGUCUCUCUGCACCCAGCGUUGAUGGGCCGCAUCCCGCGCCGAAUGGCCACCGUCCUACCCGAGCGCCGGAAGGGAACAACACAACGGAGGAAUGGUUAUCAGCCGCUCACUUAUCACCAGACUCGUAUGAAAUCCUGGGAGGUGUGAAUGGAGGCGAUGGUCCAUUGCCACGGUUGAUGGAUCUUUGGAACCCAGUUGAUUUAGGUCAUCCUCCACAGCCACACGCCCAAUCCAUGCCGGCGCCGAACGUCCCUGGUCAAAGCUAUAACUCAAGCUCCCGAUCAGGCCUCAAGUACCCUGUGCUAGAACCGGUGAUGCCAUUUCUGGGAUCUAAUUUACCCCGUCGUUUAGUUGGCGAUCUGCUUGAACUUUAUUUCAUGAGUGCCUUUUCGACCCACAUGCAUCCCGUCUGUCACCAUAUACAUUGUUAUGUCCUGCGAAAGGCUUCCUUCUUGAGCACCGACCAUCCUCGGCCGAGUAGCCCAGCCUUAUUAGCAAGUAUGCUUUGGGUCGCUGCCGUCGAUGACCGGGCCUUCUCAUUGUCCAUCUCUCCGCUGCAGCGACGCAAGAUUUGUCAAUUCCUGUGCGCCCUAACGAUACGACUGCUACGGCCGUUGAUCCAUGUUUCAUUCAAAGACCAGGAACCGACUGAGAAUCCGAAUGGCUCGCAGGACUUUGCAGCAGCAGCAGCGCAUCAUCCCUUUGAAGGAGUCGGUGAUGACAAGGGGCUCGUGGGUCCGGCGGGCUCUCUAGAUGAUGUGAUCACGUAUAUACAUGUCGCGUCUAUCAUUUCUUCCAGUGAACAGAAAGCGGCUAGUAUGCGAUGGUGGCAUGCGGCCUUCACCCUCGCUCGAGAGCUGAAAUUAAACCAGGAAAUUGAAGUUGUGCCGAAUAUGGACGGUCAAAGCGAUGGCUCGAGUCCAGCUUUUGGAUAUUCCCUCGGUGGCUGGGCAAGCUCGCCCGGGGGGGCUGCAUUUGACUAUUCCAAUCCAUCACGGCCAACUUUGAACUGUAUUUGCGACGAAGGUCGUAAUCCGCACAACGACUUCACGGUGACAGAAGAGUAUCGUGAAGAGCGACGUCGCACCUGGUGGCUGCUUUAUAUUAUGGAUCGACAUCUUGCGUUAUGUUACAAUCGGCCGCUCGCUCUCCUCGAUGCCGAAAGUGAAGAUUUGCUUCUCCCACUGGACGAGGGUUCCUGGCAGGCCGGGAAUAUUCACAGCAACAGCCCUCGAGCCGACGGGCCUCAGUGUCCUCGAUCUGGUGAUCGCAACAAACGCCGUGUCUUCCCGAACUUUAUCUGUCAUGACCACUCCAUUCUCGGAUUCUUCCUCCCGCUGAUGACUAUCACUGGGGAACUGAUUGAUUUGAAUCAAGCGCGAAACCAUCCCACCCUUGGCCUGCGCCUGCAAGGGAAAGAAGCCUGGGAAGUCCACGUGGCAGAGGUACUUCGGCAACUCGAGAUAUACAAGGCGAGUCUGACCACCUUUGCCGCUGCCACGGCUGUGGACCCCGAAGCAUCUAUUUCGACUGCCUUUACCAAGUUGGAUGAGCCUGUUGACCCAAAGCUAUCCGAAGCUUAUUCGUGGCAUACCCAAACAGUGAUUGCCUACGCAUCUUAUUUGGUUCACGUUCUUCAUAUUCUCCUGGUUGGGAAGUGGGACCCAGUGUCUUUGAUUGAGGACAAAGACUUUUGGACGUCCUCCCCAGCCUUUGCAUCCACCAUCUCGCAUGCGCUGGAAGCCGCCGAUUCUGUGCAGCAGAUAUUGCGGUUCGACGCGGAUAUCAGCUUCAUGCCUUACUUUUUUGGAAUCCAGCUCCUCCAGGGAAGCUUCCUCUUGCUUCUCAUCGUGGAGCGGCUACAGAAGGAAGCCGGGGAAGGCAUUCUCAACGCCUGUGAGACCAUGAUCCGCGCCACGGAAUCAUGUGUGGUCACCCUCAAUACGGAAUAUCAGCGGAGCUUCAGGCAGGUGAUGCGCAGUGCGGUAGCUCAGGCUCGCGGCAGGCCUGUCAAUCCCAGCGAAAUCCGGCAUCGUCGUAAAGCGGUAUUGGCCCUGUAUCGGUGGACGCGUAAAGGGACUGGACUAGCUCUGUGA